AUGCAGGAAAUCCAUGUGAGCCCGCGGGAUCCAGUUCCCUCCACGCGGCAGUUUUCAUCGCCGGCCGAGCUCCCUCCAGCUCAAAAGACCAAGCUCCAUCCAUCCAAACCAGGCUCGGAAAAUGCCUCUCUCUUUUUUGUGGGCAAGGCUUGUGUUAUCAUAGAAUGGCACGGUACUCGGUUAAUCACUGAUCCCAACUUCGCGAGAGAAGGAGAAAAGGUCCACCUUGAUCGAGGUAUCAGUAGUAAAUGUCUCACCAAUCCAGCCGUUGAUCUACACAAUCUGCCUCGAAUUGAUCUCGUUCUUCUCUCGCAUUUCCAGGAGGGCUACUUUGAUCCAAAGCUGGAGGCUUCUCUCAGGCGUGAUAUUCCGAUUGUUACGACUCCCCAAGUCAAGACGCGUCUCAUCGCGAAACGAGAGGAACCAUUUACUUCGGUUUCUGCACUACGCCCCUUCGAGCAUAUUGAUAUUCACAUUGCAGACACGGAAAAAUCAAGGCAGCCUCGAAUACGGAUAACAGGAAUGCCAGGAAAGAACGUGGCAUCAAAACGGAUGUUGCAGACAUUGACUCAUGCCGCUCCGCCAACUAAUGGAUGGAUGCUUGAGCUGGGCUAUGGUACUCACAAGAAACCUGACUUCACUUGCAGCUAUCGCAUAUACGUGUCUGGAGACACCUUGGCUACCAAGGCGCUACACGAAGUUACCCACCGCUAUGAAGGACAGCCCAUUGACCUGAUGCUCCCUCGUCUCGGGGGUACGAUUCUUCCCUCGUUCCUGGUAGGACGAAUCAUGGAGCCGCUAGCAUCGACCGUCACUAUGGAUGCCGAGGAUGGAAUACAUCUCAUGCAAUUGAUCAAACCCGAGCUCACGAUCCCAAUCCACUAUGAUGACUUUGAGGUAUUCAGAAGCUCGUUGGAAGAUUUUCAGCGCCUAGUUGAGGCGGUCAGUUUGUCUGACAAAGUGCUGUAUCUAGACCGGGGUGACGAGUAUCGCUUUUAUGUGAGAGACGAACCUGAAGAUUGA
Molecule: messenger RNA, 1023 nt
Organism: Penicillium nucicola
Lineage: Eukaryota; Fungi; Ascomycota; Eurotiomycetes; Eurotiales; Aspergillaceae
Product: MBL fold metallo-hydrolase
Exons: 5
Coding region: 1-1023 (340 amino acids)
Source: RefSeq, a predicted model, not a curated record